This is a messenger RNA of Drosophila bipectinata, 759 nucleotides long. RefSeq names its product Odorant-binding protein 73a (gene Obp73a). Lineage: Eukaryota; Metazoa; Arthropoda; Insecta; Diptera; Drosophilidae. Gene Ontology annotation, molecular function: odorant binding. The record is from RefSeq and is a predicted model, not a curated record.
AUGAGGAUUACACAACUGUUAUAUAUCUCCAGUAUGGUUAUCGCAUCGAUCGAUGCACUGGAAUAUAUAAUUCGUUUUGAGACGAAAAAGGCCCGCUGCCUAAAUCCGCCCAGAACGGCCAGGAAGGUGGAGUCGGUCAUAGGGGAGUGCCAGGAUGAGGUCAGAAAUAAGCUAGUAAAUGAGGCCUAUGAAAUACUCAAGGAGCAGGUCUCCCAGAACCAGCCCCCGCCCAUUGAUCCCAACGAUGACUCCAUCGACUUUAUUUGGCCUUCGAACGGAGCAGCCAUCGAACUGGAUCAUCCACCCAAUGGCCCUCUGAAUCUCAGCAACUACGAGUACAUUAUCUAUGAUGAGCCCCAUCCCCAGCGCCACAUGGCCAGGCUGAUGAGGAAUAUACGCCGGCUGGACGUGGCCAGUUCGGGCAUCUAUCACCCCACCUUGGUGCCCCUGGAGGAUAAACGCAUAGCCGGGUGCCUCCUGCAUUGCGUAUACGCCAGGAACAACGCCAUCGACCACAAGGGCUGGCCCACCCUGGACGGACUUGUCCAGUUCUACUCCGAGGGCGUACACGAGCACGGCUUCUUCAUGGCCACGUUGCGGGCCGUGAACAUCUGCCUCCGGACAAUGACCGCUAGGUACGGCGUCAAUCGCAAGGAGCUGCCCCAGAGAGGUGAAAGCUGCGAUCUGGCUUUCGACGUCUUCGACUGCAUAUCGGACCAAAUUACCGGCUACUGUCUGGAUCAGUACAGCAGGUAUUAA